AGCGAGUAUUGCUGAAUUUAAUGAAACAUCCUUCCAGUCCAAUAUUGAAUCCCUGAGAAACGAUUUGAUUUAAAAUCCGCGUCCCUUUUCACCGUGAUGCCCUCGGAAGGGUUGAUUCGUGUUUGAGGAGGAUUAGAAAUGUAAGUAGUUGAAAUGACCGUGACAUGUACUUAACUUUUCAAUCAAAAUAGGCUCGCAGGUGAAAUUGACAUGCUUCACACAUUUAAGAACCUUUCGUCCAAUCAGAUAACGCCUAACUACGCCUCAUGCUGAUUUCGCCAAUCACGUUUCACAAAGCAGGCAUCUGUUCUGGGUUUGUUCAAUUUUCUCUUGUCUCCCUUGCUCAUCUAAACAAGCAAAUAGUGCGGUUUAUGCAUUGAGCUGACGGAAAGAGCAUUUUCUCGACCGGGGCUAAACACUUGUUGGCCAGCCGACGAUGAUUUAGCGUUGAUUGUACGGGAUUUUUUCCUUCUCGUCAAAAGUGGUCCGUUCUAUUUGUAAACGCGUGCAUGUCGCUCUGAAAUCGCCUGAUUUGACUCUGCAAAUAUCCGUUCAUCUCAAAUUAAAUGGUUAAAUGGUCGUCUUGUUGUAGAGGUAAGCUGCUUUGUCUUAGUUUAGUCCCAUUUUCUUGGCCAGACGUGUUUCUCUAAGUUUCUCGCUUUUGCCGCGUGCUCACUCUGGCGUAGACAAGAUUUUCAUCUCGACAAGGACGUUUCAACGGUUGAAGUGUAAUCGUUCUUGAGACAAUAAUCGUCCACAUCUCUCAUGUUAAUAAUAUAUUAUAUUUACAACACAUGUGAAAACAGAACAGCGUCAUUAUAUGCGAAUUUUCUCCCUGAAUUUAGAAAGCUUUCGUUCCGGGGCACCGUUAACAGUAAGUUUCUGUGGGAGGAUUAGGUCGCUUGUUUGUUCAUGUUUUUGUAGAGUUUUUCAAACACGAAACAAGGGAAAAUAUAAAUCGCUUGGUUAGUAUGUUUACUUUGCUGUUUUGAAAAGAAAUAAGUUACCUACAACAGCGAAAGUAGAAAAAGGCAAAGCUUGUAUUUUGAAAAGGCGUUUUGUGGUACAAGCUGUGUAGCUUGUUUAGCAGGCCAUUUCGGGUGGAAAAUUGUUCAGUUUGAGGCGGUGAAUGCUCUGUAGAUCGUUGUCUUUAUAAUCAUCUUUAAACAAUAGAUUUUAGAAUGUGUCACAAGAGUCGUCGCCUCUUCACGAUACCAAGGAUCCAUGUUGCCUGUUAUCGUUCGUGUAGAGAUUUGUCUGAUUGGUAAAGUUUAAAAUGUUUUAUUUUCGAUUCUCGCUUCAGUGCAGUCCGCAACUGAAAAUGGUGGAACCGUCAAUUGGUUUCUAAUGUGGUUUCUUUGGUGUCAUUCAGAUAAUACACAGAAUUUAUUCAAGCGGAAACCGCAAGUACUCAACGUUGGUGAUUCCUAAAAUCUCAGUGACGAAAGCGAUCUUUUGGAGAGUGUCAGAGUUUAUGGAGUUGACUUGACUGUGGAUCCUUAGUAUUAACAGUUUUGCAGGUAAAUAGAUUUGCGUAUUGGCAGAUUUAAAAUUUCCUGUCGCGCGAGCGUGUCUAUUGUGAAGGUUAAUUGUCUGAAUAAAUUACGAAUUACAUUAAAAGGUGUUAUGAGAGAGGUGUUGAAAGAUGCGUAAAGCGCUCAGCAGCAGAGGGGAGGCGAGUUGUUGAAGUGCAAUCUUCCUAGUCUUCUUCUUAGCGUGUAGACAUUCGUUUUGUUACAGAUCAACUCGGCCAGGGGGAACACAGAUUGUAUUGGUACUCGCCACGGAAAGCAAGACAGUUUAUUCAGCGGUCGUCCCGGUGAACCAAGAUCUUCAUCACCAGACAAGCACUUUUAAAAAUACCGGUGACAAAUGGCUAUGGGUGGGAAGGGUGAAAGUUCUUCGGAGUGCAAAAGCGUGACAAGUUCUGGCCGUGCACUGUCUCAAGACGAAAAGCGUACAGAGUUCAAAGGAAGAAAACAGAGCGGUGGGAAAUCGGCAAACGUCGAGAAAAAACCUGAUGGAACCGACUCAACAAAGCUGACAUAUACUUCCGAAGAAGAUAUUUACUACGAACCCGGCGGUAGGUGAAACUGUUCAUAGACUCUUUGAAAUGUCAAAUACCGUUCGUUUUCAAGACGAUAUAGAUUGUUUGUGCUAUUAGAAUAAUUACCUGUAAUUAAUAUAACACACGAAACGAAAGAAAAACGAAUGCUUUGAACUCUGAAAUCGAAUAGUUAAUAUUUUGGCGCAAAGAAUUUCGAACGCUUGAACUUUUAGAAACUGAAACGCGAGGAAAAUGCGUGAUCGUCUGUCUCGAAUUUGUUUUUUGUUCAUAUUAAAGUUAUAUCGAUUCUGUGGUCUGACGCGAACAAUGUUCUUUCAGCUAAACAAUGUGGUCUCUGGUUCGUGUAAAUUGUAAAUUUGCAUUUCACAUGUUUACUUUAUGUCGUUAAAGUCAUUAUUCAAACGAAUAUUUUACACAAAAUAAAGUUCUAUUUUCCCUGAGGGAUGCCCAAAUUAUUACCAACAAGCGAAGUAAAAAGAUUGAAAAUUCUUCCGCUCAAUUUGCGGUAUUUUUGGCGUAAUGCUUGCAAAACGCCGCGGAGCAAACAGAACGCAACAUCAAAACAAAUACACGACGUGGGUAUCUUAACUUGACGAGUAGUGUAUUUCAUGUGCCAUACGCCUUAAAAUAAUCCAAUUAAUCUGCUUUCCUUUGACAGAUUGCGUGUAUAUUGAUAGCCAAAGACCUGAUGUUCCCUUCUUUAUUUGCGCUAUCAAGGAAUUUCGCAUGGUACGUCUAUUGAAGAAAUUUGAUAUUAUCGUUAGCUUUUUCUUUUGCCAUGUUUUGUUUUGCCUGUGCAUACAGUUUUCGGGUGGCUUAUUUUUUAUUUGUUCUCUGGCUUAAAUACCUAUAUUUUGUUAUAUUUUGACACUCCCAGACGAGAUAAAAAUUAUCGUUGGUAAAAUGUUUCGAUUUCUUCUUGUUUUUUUGUCAUUGAUCGAAAGGAGAUGUUUUUUCUUUUUGUGUACAGUGAAAUUUACAGUCUUUCCUCUUAAUAUUUUACAGUUAAGUUGUUAUGAAUACGAUCAUAAAACCUAACAUUCAAGGUAUUCGAGCUUAUGAAUUUCAAUUAUUUUCCACGAAACAAACUUGAUUUAAAGAAAUGUGUUAUCACAAAGGUCUUAUCCAUCAUGAAAAAAUAUAUUUUGCUUGGCAUUUGUCAUGUUACAAGGACACGCUUUUAAAACUUAGUUUUCUAUUUAUUUUUAAAAGCCCACAGUUGUCACUUUAUUUUGAUUUUAUUAACGUAAUUUAUGUUCCAAAACGUUUAUGUAAGAAAAGAAAUAAAGUUUGUGGCUUUGUAACUCAAAAAUAAGCUGAUUUUAAAUUAAAAUGAAGAAAUUCCAAUUUUUUAAUUUAGUUAGCAAAUCUCCUCAUCUUGCUGUGAGCUCUCUUAUCACACAGAAACAUAAACAUACUUGUCAAUAAACUUUGAUCUAUGGAAACACGUAACUUUCCUUAAUAUGUAAAUAUCUGGUACAGAGAAUAAAAUGUUCAAGGAAAUGAUGUACACAAUUUAGGAUUUACAAGUAAGGCUUUUUGGAAAAACAAAGUAUGAAAAAAAUCUAAUACUAUUUAUUUAUACCUUGUCAUGUUUUCUGCUUUUUUAAAUACUUUUUUGUAAGUCUUUUAUAUUUUAAAAUAUAUAUAGAACAUACAGGUACAUAUUUUUCUUUGUAAUGUUAUGUGCACAGUUAAAUGAUACAAAAUUAUGUUUUUAAACAGCAUUAACAAGAAAUUCUCCUGUUAAAAUUUGAUGUUGUACUUUAGUAUGUAUGAUUAAUAUAUUAUCCCUUUUAAGAUGGGUUUAUGGUUAUUACAUAGCUACAAGAAUGGCAUCACUUUCACAUUAAUCUUCAAACAUUUCUGAUUAUUGAUUCUCGCCGAAUUUAAAGGAUAUUUUUGUUGGAUAUUGCCUAUGUUUUGAUACCCUUUUUUAAUUCAAGUUUUGUGUGUUUGCUUGCAGAGUAAACGCGACUCACUGGUAGUGGUUGUGAGAUGGUAUUACCGUCCAUCAGAAGUUCCUGAGUCAGUUUAUCAACUGCUUGUUCAAGACAGGAAUGCAGAAAAUGGUGUGUUGCCUUAUAUUUUAAACAGCGGAAAUAUCCCAAUAACGUUUGUAUCCGUUUCCUACAGGCAGACACUGAAACUUGACCUCCAUGUUUAUACAACCCAAAUUUUCAACCAAUUUCCAUAUUUCUAUGUCUGAAAUGUAGGGCUGUCAUUAGCAGCCAGUAGCUGGCUUUUUUAGCAGGCUACUGCAGUAAAAUCAGCUGGUUACAUUUAUUUUCUUAAUAAAUCAAACAUUACAAACACAGAAGAAUUUGUGGCAUAAAUAACUGGCUCCUCUCCCAGAGAGACCAGCUACGAAAACCUUAAUGUCAGUCCCGGAAACGUCUAAUUUUUCAAACAUUUUCCAUUAUCCCUUGGUGGUUCAUAAAAUCAGGAUUCCAUUGUAAAUACGCACUAUGUCUCAUUUGUCAUUCUGUUAUUGUCAAAAAAGUGUCAAGAAGUAUAUUUCUUAAUCCAUCUGUCGUGAAAAAAAAAUUAUGGGAGAGGGCGUAGAUGAGAAAUUCUCAGUUUUCAGUACUUUUGGCACCAAAACGUAAUAUUAUUUCAAAUCAAAAGUUUGAUUAAGCAAAAAUUUGGAUGCGUACAUCAACAGUUGUUAGUUGUUAGCAGUUGUUGGCUUAUUGAUUUGUGAAAUGUGACGAAAUAACAUUGUAGCUUUUGCUUUGUGCUACCAUAGAAACAAAAACAGCUGAAAAGUUGAUCUGUUUUCUUUUAGGAUCUGGUGAUCACAUUUUGGAGGAUGUCGCAGUAAAGGAGCGGGAAUUGUUUAUUUCUGAUGCAACAGAUGUGUAUCCAGCCUCCGCCUUAAGGUGAUUAGUAACAAAAAAACAAUCAUUUUACAUGCCAGGGCUCUGCUUAACCAGAUGGAUUGGCUGAAAGUUGUUUUGUGGACAGCUUUAUUGAUGAAGUAGAUGGCUGAUUUUGACAUCUUUUACUCAAGUGUCAGAUAAGCUACCCAGCAAUGUAGCCAUUAAAAAAAUAUGUGUAAUGGUGGUGAUUUUCACAUGUUGCCAGCUAUUUUUGACAGUCCUGUCAACAAGCAUCUGGUUGUCCCUAGCAAUGUACUACUGACUAUCAAUUUGGGCAACAAGACGAUCAACGUAUGAGAUCUUCAAUGAAUUUAGGGUUUUUCGGCCCUCCUCAGAUUUUACUAUGGCACAGCGUUACACAUAGAUGUGUAGCUCAGCAUUGCUUUAUACUCAUCGAAUAAAUUUAUUGGCAUUGUCUCCCUGUCUUUAUUUUUUACCCUAAAACAAAGAAGGUAUUACUUUUAUUGUAUAUUUUUAAAGAAAAGAAGUUUUUCUAGAUUGGCUGAGUUGCUAGGCAGAGAAGCAGAUCUUUGAUUGUAGCAUUCAAAAAAGACAAAAUUUUUUCUUCAUUGUAUUAUUUGUAUGUCUAGGCCAAACAAUUCUAUAUGUGGAAAAAGAUUUUCCCUCCAGAAAUAAAAUCUUCAAAAUAAAAUGAAUGAAAAAUCUGCAAAAGUUUACAUAACACUGUACAUGAAGUCUUUGUAAAUUCAGUGUGGGCUUGAGUUUUCUUAGGUCUUGAAUGCUUGCAUGUGGAAUAAAGUUAGUUGUGAUACUAGACCCUAUUGGUGUAUACUUUGUACAAUGUACAACUAGGCUCAAUUAUUCUCAGGUUAGGCCACUAUUCAACCUCUCAGGAUAAGUUUAGUUUUCUGAGGCGAUCAACCCUGGUAACUAAGGUUGAAUAGUUUUUUAAAAUGAGACAGGAUUUUAACUGUAAUGUAUAAAGAUUUUUCUCUGAUGUUGCCAAAUUAUUGUUUAAUAGUGACCUAAAAGUUAGAUAUACCGGUAAUGUAAAUUGAAUUUAGGCUUCUUUGCGCUUUAGGGGAAAGUGCAAAGUGAAGCCAUUUGUUGAAAUUGACUCAGUGAAGGGAUACAUACAGAAAGAUGACGCAUUCUUUUAUGUACUUGGUUACAAUCCAGAGACAAGGUAUUGUGUUGGUGAAAAUAGAUGCUUGCUCAGUUUGAAGUAACAUGCUAAAAUAUGACUUUUUAUAGUGGAAUUAAUAUGAAUGGUCAUGCUUUAGCAUUCCAUUUACUGUGCAGCUUACACCUUAUUUUAAGUAUUAUAACCGUUGGAAAGUAUUGCUCAGCAUUCUUUAGAGCCUUUGUAUGGAUAUUUCUGAUGAAGUUGAAGUUGCAACGAUUGCUAUUAAUGCAGUGAUCAUUGAUCAAAUUGCCAUUCCAAUCAAGUUUGACAACGUCAGUUGUGCAAUGACAGCAUAGAAAUCUUCACAUUCAGAGUUUUUGUUUUGCUUACUAAACCUAUUGCUUUUUUAACUUUCUUGUUUCAUCACUGUUGUGGUUGCGCUUAGCUCACUAGUAGCAUUACCGUGCAAAACAGUUCUUGAUAUGUGAUGAUUUUGCCUGAAAAAUGGAUGAUUUGACAGAAAACGCACAAUAAAAUGAGCGUUUGUAGGUACCGAUAGAGAGUUUCUUUAUUUCAUUGGUCACACUUGAGCAAGUUUUUGUGCAAAGACUCAAAAGCUAGAAUGACUUUGUACAACACAGUAAACUGCUGUAUAACAGUGGCUUCACGUAAAUGUUUUGACUCCACUUAGAAUCUUAUUCACAUCCAUAAGCUGCAUUCCCAUCCCCAGAGCUGUGAUCUGUUUGGUCAGUGCUAAACAUCAUCAUCAUGACCUGUUGGUGAUUGCUUCAAUUUUUGCUGAUUAAUUUUUUUUCAGACGCUUGGCAAAUACCAAGGGAGAAAUAAGAGUUGGAGUAAGCCAUCAGGUAAUUGAUUCAAAACAAGCUUCUUUUUUAAAAUCAUUUCCUAAGUGGAGGCAUGUGUGGCCACGUGGUUAACACCUUGAACUCAGGAUCUGGAGGUGUAAGGUUGAAGCCUCGCCCCUCGCAUUGUUUCCUUAGACAAGGAACUUUACUCCACUUUGUCUCUCUUCACUCAGGUGUAUUUAUAAAUGGGUACGGGUGACAUAAUGCUGGGAGGUAACCCUGCAAUGGACUAGCAUCCCAUCCAGGGGGGAGUAGCAAAACUCCUAGGUGCUUCGUGCUAAUGAAACCAGGAUAAUCUCCCGCCGUUCGGGCGUUUGGCUCAUGUGCGCCUUUACCUUACCUUUUAUAUCUUUUAAACUGUUUUGAAUUGUCAUACCAUAGGAUGUCUUCCACAGACUCAAAAGUUAAAACCAUUUUAAAAGACUCAUCAUUCACUCUGGCAGAAAAAGGGUUAACGUUUCACUAAAAUUGUUUCAUCAUUUUGCAGGCUUCACUACCAGAAUGUUGUCCAUAUCCUAUAAAUGGAGCAGCAGAAGAAAUGGAAGAGCCUAAAGAAGAACUGGUAAGAAAGCUUAGGCAGACCUUCCAACACUCAGGGUUUAGGGAGUAAACUCAUGGUCCCCUAAUUGUCCUAAGCCAUUUCCUUUGGAGGGGAAGGUUUGUUGAAAUUCAGGGGGGUGGGGGUAUAGUGAAAAAGAGACUCUCCAUCUUUUACAUCUCUUGUCUGGACAUGUUGUUGUUCUGUUUUUCUUCCUUAUUAUUAUUAUUAUGAAACUAUCGAUUAUUUAACUUAUUUGUUAUUAUUAUUAUUUAUUUUGUCAGGUUUGGAAUCCAUGCUUAGAAGACUAUGAGCUGAUGAUGUACUUGCGUGCAGCUAGGUGAGUUAAAUAAUAUUAUAUAUGUUUUUGUUUUUUCUCUUGUUUUAAGCUUCAUGUCUGUUAUAUAAAAACAAUAUAGAAUUUAAUAGUUUUAUGAAUUUGUCCGUUUGUAGGAGCAUGGCACAGUAUGCUGGCAUGUGUAAUGGUGGAUCGCCAGAAGAUGGCUACAGAGCAGUUUCCCAAGAUGCAACCACAAGUAAUGCGAUAUAUGUGGUAAGUAAAAACUUAUCCCUGCCAGAAAGGGGAAAAACACUUAUGUGGUUAGAUCUUAGUGCUUUAGAGGUGAUUAGAAAACAUGACCAUGGGCCUUCUAGUUUAAAAUGGUCAGACAUGAAAGGGUUUUUUAGUCAAGAGAGAUGGCCAUGAAAAGAGCUUCUGAUAAUUUUUGUAUUCUUUUUCUUCUCAGCUUCAUCAGAACAAUUAUGAUGCAGCCAAGGCUCUGCAAGCUCUGGUUAAGAAACCCUAUCCUAAAGAACUUGACAAGAAAUGGUCUGACGAUGAAAUGGUAAUGUGAACAGUCUGUCCUAUUUUUGUUCUUGUUGUAGAUUGUACUCAUUGGCUAAGAGCCUACAGUUAAUUUUGAAAAUCAGUGCAACCUACAGAUUAGUCAGUUAGAUGAAUCUGUCAGCAGAUAACUGACUAAUCUGUAGGUUAUGUGCACAAUGCUUAAUUUCGUAGAGCAACAACGUGUUUGUUUGUUGCCUUUAAAACAGUUUAUUGUUCUAUUUGGGUUUUAUGAUAACUGCAAUAAUCAAGGUCGAGGUGAGUGGUAUUAGCCCCUUGACUCCUCAUCCAAUAUUUUUUGUUGGUAUAGCAGGGCUACAGACAGAAAGAUUUACACAAGGAAUACGUUUAGGAUGUAGAUAUGGGUGUGGCUCCAACUCUUCUGGCCCCGGUUGUUCAAAAGAAGGAUAGUGUUAUCCGCCAGAUAAAUUGCUCUCCAGUGAGCAAGUAUUAGGAAAGCCAAUAGCAUUAUCCGAUGGAUAAUGAUUUAUCCCGUGGAUAGUACUAUUCACCUUUUGAACAACUGGGGCCUGCUCUUUUCUGUGUGAUUUAGCCCAAGAAUAGAAUUGGGUUAAGAGAUUCAAAGAGUUUAAUUUAGAUUAGCUCACUCGUGUUUGCUGUAGUAUUCUUGUGUAGCAUUUACUAUGACAGGGUUGCCUCUUAAUAAUAAUAAUUCUUUCUAUUUUUUGUCCUUUAGAAAAAAUUUGUCAAGGGACUUAGACAGUAUGGAAAGAAUUUUUACAAAAUAAAGAAGGAACUUCUUCCUCACAAAGAAACGGUAAAAAUACAACUUUUAACAUUUUCCUUUUCUGUUGAAGCAUAGAUUGAAGUGCUUAGUUCUGCUUAGACCUAAUAGAGCGACGUCAUGGAUGUUUUGUUUUUUGUUUAAGUUAGCUUUCACAUGAUAAUUUUUUUUUGAAUUUGCUUUCCUGUUUAUAGGGAGAGCUAGUAGAAUAUUACUACGUCUGGAAAAAGACGCCCACGGCUCUAAGUUCUCGACCACACAGACGCCGUAGACACAAUGUUCUGCGACGCAAGGCACUCCCCAGGUCAUCCAAGAACAUUGUUAGUGAGUUCGGUAAGUGGGAAUAUUAAUCUAUCUUUUCUUUGUUUGCUCGGACCACCUGCAGAAACCAUGAAUAAGUGUCACAGGAAGAUACAAAUUAUAGUUCCUGUUUUUUGUGUUAAUUGUUUCCUUUCGAAGCGGGUGGAUUCAUUGUGAGACGAAGAUGAGGUUUUGCGUCAGUUCAUCUUUAUUCCCUAAACGGGCUAUAUCGGUUUUUUUUUUCAAAACUGAAACUUGUCUUCGCAAAAAUUCCGAGGGGCGGGGUACUUUCUUAUAAGAGGCUAAUGGGGAUGUGCCGCUGGAUGGGGUCACAUUUUCACGAAAAAUACAAAAAAUCGUCCUGUGAAACAUCGCCUUUAAUUCUGCUUUCACAGAGCUACCAACGAACUGUGGAUUUUUUUUGUCGUCAGUUUGCGUUAAGACCACUGUAGACCUGCAAAAUGCUCUCCUAGCUUCGGGCGCGCCGUGGAUUGUAGAUAAACUUAUACAAGCUUCUUUUUUGCAGUUGAUCUAAGCUCUUGCAGUGAAGAUGAUUACGACAGUGACGAUAGCGAACGAGAUUUGAGGUUGGUUUUUUCAUGUUUUCUUUGCAGUGGGGGGGUGGGGGGGAGAAGGGUGAUUAUGCGUGUCGCAGAAUUGUCGACGUUCGAUUGUGAGCGGUCCGCUAAUUUCAACGUUUCGUUUUCAUCAGUUUGUAUUGCUGCCGCCAUUGUUAUUCCACUGACUCUCGCAGCUGGCAUCACGGAAGCCAAAACAAAGUCAUUUUAUGCGAUGACUGUCGGAUUUAUUACAAGAAAUAUGGCAAACUGCCGGCGACAGACGAGUCUCGCGAACCUCCUCCCUACAUGUUUAAGGUUGUGGUUGAGAGUCAGCUCAGAGACGAAGAAGGGUACUUAGUGAAUGGAAAGCUUGCCUUGCGAAGCCGAAGGGCUAUUCCUCCAGUCCAAACUACGUUACGAUCGGGAAGAAACAAAACUGCUAGCCCAGUGGAAGGUAUUUCACUUUGCCUGUUUCCAACGCAGACUUACUUAAAUUUUGUUUUUCACUACAGCACUUAAAGUAAACGGUUUAACGAUCUUCAGUGUAAGCAAGUAAUAACAUUACGAACUCAUAUUAGGUUUACCUAGAAAAUGAAAAAAAAAGGUCGACAAAUUGUUCUUUUUCGAAGUAAAUUUGGCUUUGGUGAAUAAAUAUUCUCCCGCUUUACAGAAUUUUCUGAACCUUUAAUAAAAGCAAUUUCUUUUUAGGCGCGACGAGUGAAUCUUCGGGAAGCAACCGAAGAUUGGCGAAGAUUAACAAGGCCCCGUCGCCUUCAAGUGGGAGUUCCUCGAGUACUGGAAGCAGCGAAGGGAAGGAAAAAUUGAAAAAGGUAUCAUGUUAGAAUGCUUCAAAACUAAAUCUCAAUCGGAACAUGUCGUGAAGGUUUAUUGCGCUUACCCUGAGUAAACUGAAAAUUCUCAGUUGACAACAUGAAAGUUCAAACGCACGGGUAAAGCGUGUUGACGAAUCAAAUUGCCGAAGCCAUACCUCGUAGCCAAUAAGAAGUAGUCAGGACGCAGAUGCAAAAGCGCGCGCAAAUUACCUAAAGCGCGGGAAAAAAUAUCAAAGGCCACUCUUGACUCUUGUCAUGUUCAUUUUACCCUAAGUAGGGCUGGGUGAGGAGACUUUAAGAGUAGGUACUUUUGAAUUAAGACAUAAAUCUCGAUACUAAUCGAGGCUUGUUUUACUAGGGCAAGUUGAAGAAAGGAAAGAAACGCCGACGUGAUCAGUCGCUGGAGAAUCAAACGGGAGACAAGCGCAAGAAAACACGAUCUCAGGAUUCUGACGAGGAUGCCAAUGAUAAUGCUAGUGACACAAGUAGCACCACCGGGGGAAGGGACAGUGUGGUUCCUGAUCACGACGCCAGUAGUGUGUGUAGUAAUAGCAGCAACAAUAAUGAUGACGCAGCUAGUAACCGCUCCUGUUCACCGGCCGGGAAUAGACUCGAGGCGCCUGGGCCCGUGGUACUUCCAGAUAACUUCAAACGUGUGAUUUGUGGCGAAGAGGGCCGAAGCUGUGUUCGCACUGAUGUCAUCUUCGUUCGUCCCCGACCCGAGAAGCCGAAGAAGGAGCCGACGUGUUCUCGGGAAACGUCCGUUUCCAAGGAGUCACCCUCAAAGGCUGAGGUAUGUAAAUUCGGGCUUGUAGGUAAUUCAAACUAUAGAAAGAAAUCACAACUAGUAUACUUUCUUGAGGAAACUAGCCUUCAACGUGGAUAUCCUUAUGGCUUGUCACGCAAUUUUCCCUGUCACUGCGUGACAAGCUAGAAGUAUGUCUUCUUGGGAGUUUGGCAGGAGACAUUUCUCGAAUAUUGCUGCUUAAAGCCUUCAAUAGCAAUCUGACCACAGGACGAUAGUGGAACCCCAACUUUUCGAACCUCCUGGCAAAGUGUAGUUCCCUACAUAGCCAUUCUUUGUGCUGUCACAUAAUGCUCCUCUGCUUUGUGUCACGACUCAAAGAACUGCUGCGUAAACUAUGAUUUUACAGUAUUGUUUUAAAAAGACAGUACUGCUCAGUAACUGUAACAACAGUAACAAUAGUUUUCAAUAACUUUCUUGGUUUUCUUAUUGUACAGUAUAUGAACCUCUUGUAUCUUUAUCUCUGGGGCAAUGGUCAAAUUAAAUCAAAACAUGAUCUCCAACUUAUUCACUAAAGACGCUUGUUUUCUCAUUUCGUAGGGUAACGAGUCUUCGUCAUCGGAUGCUAAAAUACGCUCCAGUACAAGUCAAUCACCGUCCCACACUCCAGCUACGAUUACAUCGCAUUACGAGUCAUUACGUAACAUGAUGGCGGGAGGUCAAUACCAUUUGUACCCGCCCAAUGUCCCACCGGGUUUGUCACCCCAAGGAAUUCCGAUUCCCGCAUUUUCGCAUCAAAGUGUCGGGAUGGAUUACCGGAUGCUUCCAUUUUCGAUGUUCCCUGGGGGAGGAGUCAUCCCCGGUGGGGAAUCGUCGCGGGAAAAUGCAGCGAAAUACGCGGAAGGAUUCGAGCAGUGGUAUGCGCCGUACCGCUUGGCUCAAAUGCAGUCGGCUGGCCAUCAUAUACCCGCGAUUUCUUAUCUUCAGGGACAGGGACGAGCGCUUGAAGACUCGAGAGCCCAGGCGCAUGAGGCCCUCCUGAAAGGGGGCUCAGGACGCGUUCUAGCUACUGAUCCUGUGACAGGACUUCAAUAUUAUGGACCUCAACAGCACUCGCAUUCUCAUCUUCACACUCAUUUUCACAUUCACCCUGAGCAACACCUUCAAAACCUACAGGCUGCUGCUAACAUGUCAGCCAUCGACCAAGCGUAUCUUCAACAUCCCGGACUCAGCACAUGGAGAAAUCAUCCAUCUCUAUGGCAACACCCAGAACUAUUACAUCUCCAUGGUAACGGCGCGCGGGGGAUUUUUCCCGAGGAACUUGCCCAUCUCCCAGUUCAUGGGCUCGGGUCAACGCCUCUAGACCGGCAGUUACAACAGCAGCUCAUAAUGAGUCAACAAAGCAAAUACUACCCUCAACACAUGUUAGCCCACGAAGAGUUAAUGCGGUGUUGGAGACAACAUAACCGAGCGCAACAAAGACUAGAAAGCGAGAAACUUAACGAUCAUUUGAUGUCGAACUUGUUCAGGAAAGAACACAGAAACCUCCAAAGUCCAUCCCAGCUUGACAAUGUUGUCAAAAAGAGCAUGGACAGUAGCGGAGUUUACUCUUCACCGUCGAAGAAACCGCCAGUGACAAUAGACUUAUCAGAUGAUUAAUAGACUAGCUCGUUGUUCUAUUCUAGAAAACAGAGAGCUUUGAAUUCUAAGACGAGGACAACUACGAGUAAGAGAUUUUCUUAACACUAAUUACUGAGCGCGUGAACCAGAGAACGUGACGGCCGUUGUCAUUCUACAGUGGAACCUCGAUAUAACGAAGUGCCAAGGGACUCGCAAAAUUUUGUUCGCAUAACGAGGUUUUCUCAUAUGUUGUGCUACUUCUGGGGUAAAGAAAAUCGUUCGUUUUACCGAGGACUUCGUAAUAAAAAGUUUCGUUAUAUCGUGGUUCCUCUGUGCUACGACUGUUAGCAAGAAUGUCGUAGCAGCGGAAACAAAUUAACAAUAUCAUUUUACGAUCGGGACAGGGCUUAGACAGCAGUUCUUACAUUUCUGGUGAAAAAAGGAAAAGUGAAGCUUUCCGGGGUGUCUAUUUUUUGAGAAAACGCGAAAGACCUUUAACUAAAUCUCGAACUCGUAGUCGUUCUGGUCCUAAAAUCCAAAGGUCUGUUAACGUUUUUACGUUUAGUUUAAAUUUCAGACUUAAUGAUCCUCUAAGUAUAAAUUAAAAAGGAACUUAAAAUUCGUACUUUUCAUAUUUUGUUCGCAUCGAUUUAUUGCGUGCCUCGGUUUUCGCCGUUUUUGUGAAAUGGCGAAAAACGUUGAGAAUAUAUUUAAGAUUUAUUUCAGUAUUGACCCAAUUAAGAGGGAAAAUAAACUAUAAAGUUAUUUAAUCGUUAUAAAAUAUAAUUAAAGUAAGUGGGAAUUUUGGAAAAUAAUGGGUGAUUUUGAUAGUAUUUUUGGUUAUUGAUAUAGCUAGAGAUCAUUUUUCAUUUGACAUUUUUUUAUGAGGACGAACCGAAAAUUUACAGUGACGAUAAAAUGAUUGUACGUUGUUUCUAUGCGAACUUUGAAUUUAAUAGCACAACUAAAACAGAAAAGCCUGCGUUAACAACAGCACUAAAAUGUCUAUUUUAUUUAAUGCAUUCUGUUUUGUAGAUUUUGGGUAUAUGUUUUUCAUGCCGUAUUCUUAUAACGUAGUCAUCUCGAAAUAUUGCCAUUAGUCAAAGAUCCCUAUAAUUACUGUUAUAACCGAAGUUAUACCGACAGAUCCUUUUUGGUAUGCAUGAUUUCAAAGGUUCAAACUAUUAAAAUUUGUAGGCUUUCAACAAGAUAUCUACUAGCAAUUUUCUUUCAGAUGACAAAAUUCAGAGUUUCACCCAUUGUGAAAGAAUGUAAGCUAAUAGAUGACAUAUAUAGCACCAUUCUCGGUUCAUUCUGUUGUACAUAACAAUUCUUAGAUUCAUUGUUCUGAAAAUGGACUCCAAUAAUUCGCCACGACGCUAUCGAUUCUCCCAUUUGGAGAAGUCCUCUUGCAGAAAACAUCGAGGAGAAUUGACUUUUUCACAUAAAGGUUUGUAGAGUUGCCAAGAUUCUAGUAGACUGAUUUUCCAUAUCUAUUGCACGUAUAAUAGUCAUUCUUUCUACUUCUAAUUAGUCCUAACAAGCAACAUUGGAAAAGUUAUUUGUAAAUAUAUUCUAUUUAUAACGUUCUUAUGAGAAAGAGG
This is a messenger RNA of Porites lobata, 14692 nucleotides long. The record is from the annotation of a GenBank genome assembly. Lineage: Eukaryota; Metazoa; Cnidaria; Anthozoa; Scleractinia; Poritidae.